AUGGCUCAUUCAAAUAAUUUGUCACCUUCAUCAAUUGAUUCAAAUGGUUCUAAAAAAAGUGGAUUUUUUAAUAAAUUAAUUAAAAAGAAAAAUAAUAAUAAUAAUAAUAAUAAUAGUAGUAAUAAUAGUCCAUCAUCAACAUCAUUUUCAUUAGGAAGUAGUAAUAGUACUAAAAAUUCAGUUUCAAAUGCAUCAAAUGAUAAAUUACAAAAAGUUUAUACAGCAGGAAGUAAUCGGAGUUAUAGAAAAAGAGAAUUAAGUGAAACAAGAGGUAUUGAAGGUGAUAAUGAUUCUUAUAUAUAUAAUGAUGAAGAUGGUGAUGUAAAUACAAUGAUGGAUUAUGAUUCAGAUUUAUCAUCUGUUGGUUCAUUAGGUAGAUCAAUAUCUGCAAGUGGUAGAAUAAAAUCAAAUUCAAAAUUCUUAAAUUAUGAAAAUCAUAAAAUUGAUGAAAGAGUUUUAUUUCCAAGUGUUGAUGAAACAAUUUUUUAUUCAGAUUUACCUACAUUAAAUUUAAAAGAAGAUGAAGAACCUCCAUGGAGUGGAUUGACUUAUGAAUCAUUUUUAACUCCAAAAUAUAUGAAAGUAUCCAGAAGAAAUAAACAAAGUCCUAGGCAAUUAAAUCAUUUAUUUUUAGCUCAAGAAUUAAAUAUUGAAUCAGAAAUUCGUAGUAUGGAUGAUGAAUCCAAGAAUGGAGAAAUUUUUACAAUGUCUUUUAGUAAAGAUGGGAAAUAUUUAGCUUGUGCAGGUAGAGAUGCCAUUUUAAGAGUUUAUAAAGUUAUAUCAUCACCAUUAGCAAGAUUAGAAUUUAAUCAAAAUGAAAAAAAUUCAAAUGAAAAUGGCGAAGUUCCAAGAAGUAAUAAAAGAGAUUAUGUAUUUGAUCCAGCACCUGUAUUUCAUACAACUCCAAUGGAAUUUAAAGGUCAUAAAAGAAGUAUAUUAUCAUUAGCAUGGAGUAAAAAUAAUUUUAUAAUUACGGGAAGUAUGGAUAAUACUGUGAAAUUAUGGCACGUUGAUAGACCAGAAUGUUUACAAACUUUUCAACAUGAAGAUUUUGUUACCGCUGUUGAAUUUCAUCCUUUAGAUGAUAGAUUUUUUUUAAGUGGUUCAUUAGAUAAUGAAGUUCGAUUAUGGUCAAUAUUAGAAAAAUCUGUAUCAUUUAAAAGAAAUUUAGGAGAAGAUGUUUUAAUAACUGCAUUAGCUUUUUCACCAGAUGGUUUACAUUGUAUAGUAGGUGGAUUUAACGGAUCUGUAUUUAUAUUAGAAACAAAAGGAUUGCAUAUUGUAAAUAGAGUUGAAAUUAAAGAUAGAUCAAUAGUUCAUCCAUUUCAUGAUAAAACAAAUGGUAAUAAAAUUACAGGUAUACAAGUAUUUGAAAAUCCUGCAAAUAAAUAUUCAACAAAUUUAGAUAAGUGGACAGUAUUAAUUACAACAAAUGAUUCAAAAGUUAGGAUGAUUAGUACUGAUGAAAAAAAAUUAAUUACAAGAUUUAGAGGAUUAUCAAACAAUUCUUCAUCUAUAGCUGCAUCAAGUAAUGAUAAUCAUAAAUAUAUCAUAUCUGGAUCAGAAGAUCAUUAUUGUUAUGUAUGGGAAAAUAACAAUAGCAUUAUAAACAAUAAAAUUAAACAAUCACUUCGUGAUAUAGUCAUUGAUGGUAAACAACAUAUAAAUGAUUUACAUCAUAAAUAUGAAAAAUAUACAAAAUUAAUUCAUUCAAAUAAAUUUUUAGGUAAAUUAUUAGAAGAUGACAACAAAAAGGAUUAUAUAUCAAAUGAAAAUAAUAGUUAUUCAUGUUUCCAUGCUCAUCAUUCAAGAUGUAAUGUUGCCAUUUUCGCACCAGAAUCAACCAAGAAAUUAUUACAAUUAUCUGAUGAUUUAAUAUUUGACUUAUACAAAAGAGGUUCUGCAUGUAAAAUGGACCCCAAGAAAUGUUGUUGCUCAGGAUCAAAAGAGCAUAAACAUGAGGAUGAUCCAGGUACUGGCGAUAUAAUAGUUACAACAGAUCAAUAUGGAUUAAUUCGUGUAUUUCGUCAAGAUAUUGCAUGGUCUUUUAGAUCACAAUUUAUAGAAUUUCAUAAAAAAUGUUUAGCUCAUCAUAGUGAACAACAACAACAACAACAAUUAGAAGAUUCAAAAUCAUUAUUAAGAAAUAAAUCAGUGUAUAGUUCAAAUGGUAGUAAUAGACCAAGUCCAACUCGUGGUUUAGAUUCUUCAAAAUCUAUAAAAACAAUAUUAUCUUCCAAAAUAUCAUCCCCACAACCUUCAAAUACUUUUUCAAAUUAUACAUAUACUCCACAACAAUAUCCAACAAAUAAUAUUCAACCAACUCAUCCUAUAAGUAUAACAAUAGAUGAUGGAUUAUAUUCAUCACCACAUAAUAAUGUAAGUCAAUCAACAUUGAAUGAAGUUCCAAAUGAACAUGCACAACAAUAUGAAGUAGGAGAAAAAUUUCCUCAUAUUAAUAACAACAAUAAUAAUAGUGCUCAAAAUUUAAAUGUUGGGAGAAGUGUAUCACCACUUGGAUCUAUCAAUAGAGGUAGAAUGAACUAA
Lodderomyces jiufengensis is the source of this 2547-nucleotide messenger RNA. RefSeq lists its product as uncharacterized. Gene Ontology annotation, molecular function: protein binding. NCBI's taxonomy places the organism in Eukaryota, Fungi, Ascomycota, Pichiomycetes, Serinales, Debaryomycetaceae. The coding region runs from base 1 to 2547 and encodes 848 amino acids. The record is from RefSeq and is a predicted model, not a curated record. The transcript has a single exon.